Austrofundulus limnaeus is the source of this 1516-nucleotide messenger RNA. It is a transcript of the gene adap2, whose product is annotated as ArfGAP with dual PH domains 2. Gene Ontology annotation, biological process: heart development; positive regulation of GTPase activity. Lineage: Eukaryota; Metazoa; Chordata; Actinopteri; Cyprinodontiformes; Rivulidae. Gene Ontology annotation, molecular function: phosphatidylinositol-3,4,5-trisphosphate binding; GTPase activator activity; phosphatidylinositol bisphosphate binding. The record is from RefSeq and is a predicted model, not a curated record. Bases 150 to 1289 code for a protein of 379 amino acids. The transcript is spliced from 11 exons. Gene Ontology annotation, cellular component: intracellular membrane-bounded organelle; cytoplasm; plasma membrane.
AGCGGAGCAUCGCUGCCGGGGAGAGGAGUUUGUCUGCUCCGGGCUCAAACACAUGGAUAUUUCUUCUGCCUGACUUUGUUUUUAAAACUGCGGGAGCAACAUGUUCGGUUCAGACCCGUGGACCCAGGAGAAGCGGACUCUGUAGAGAAAUGUCCAACAGCGAGAAAAACAAAAAGAUUUUACUGGAGCUGGUGAAGCUGCCGGAGAACAGCCGCUGCGCAGACUGCGGAGCGCCGGAACCAGACUGGGCGUCCUACAAGAUCGGAGUGUUCGUGUGCCUGAACUGCUCUGGGAUCCACCGCAGCCUCUCCAGCCGGGUCAAAUCCAUCCGCUUAGACUUCUGGGAGGAUGACCUUGUGGAGUUCAUGAAAUCUGCUGGCAAUUGCAAAGCCCGAUCUGUGUAUGAGAAAGAUGUCCCCCCAUUCUACUAUCGACCCAAAGAAACUGACUGCAGCGCCCUSAGAGAGCAGUGGAUUCGAGCGAAAUAUCAGAGGAUGGAAUUCACAGGAGGAACCAAGUAUCCCCCUUUGGCGUACACCACAGGUAUGUUUGAAGGAAUGCUGUUGAAGAAAGGACGGGAUAACAAGACGUAUCAGAACAGGAAGUUUGUGCUGUCAGAGAGAGAGUUCACUCUGACCUACUACAACAAGGAAGAUGAAUCCAAAGGACCUAAAGCUGUAAUCUCCAUUAAGGACCUGAACGCUACCUUCCAGCCUCAGAAAAUCGAUCAUCCUAACGGGCUGCAGAUAACGUACCAGAAAGACGAUCACACCAGGAACCUCUUCGUUUAUCACGAGAGCUCAGAGGAAAUAGUUGCGUGGUACAACGCCAUUCGAGCUGUGCGCUAUGCAUACCUGAAGACAGCCUACCCUACUGGAAGUGAUGAAGAGCUGGUGCCAAAGAUAACAAGAAACUUCCUUAAAGAGGGAUACAUGGAAAAGACAGGGCCACUGCAAAAAGAGCCUUUYAAAAGGAGGUGGUUCAGUUUGGACUCACAAAACAGGAAGUUGUUCUACUUCAAAAACCAACUGGACGCAGAGGAGUUAGGGGUUGUUUUCAUCGGCACAGAAAGCAACGGUUACUCCGUCAAGACGUGUGCCCCAAAGAACACUCGGGGGAACAAGUGGAAGUUUGGCAUCAAGAUGGAAACACCUGAACGCCUGUUCGUGCUCAUGUGUGAGCAGGAGAGGGAGCAGAAAGAGUGGAUAGAAGCCUUGAAGAAGGUGCUGGCCAGGCCCAUGUCACCUCAGGAUAUCACCGCUGAGGCAAAUCUAAAGUUUAAAAGAUGAACUACUGCAGAAGUGGAACAACUGGACGAGAUAAUUAAAGCAGUUAUGCAAACGACUGGACCUUGCCGACACAAUAACUGAGUGAUAACCAUCACUGCAUAUUCUCAACUGCUAAUCUGACAUUUCCUAAUUCCUAAUUUUGAUUGUUUUAAAACAUUUUUUUAAUUGAUAAAAAGCWUAAUUGUUCAUGACAUGAUUCUUGGUAAAAUAAACAACUUUUUUCUAAA